Messenger RNA from Schistosoma bovis, 2623 nucleotides. The record is from the annotation of a GenBank genome assembly. NCBI's taxonomy places the organism in Eukaryota, Metazoa, Platyhelminthes, Trematoda, Strigeidida, Schistosomatidae.
GCCAUUAUCUAAACAUCCCAGACAUGCAAUUCAAAAUCAAUCAGGAUUUCGCUAAAAAUUAUAACCGAUAUCGUCAAAAGGAGGAAUACGAGAAACUAAAGGCUAAACACGGUGAUGCUAAACUGAAGGAUAUUAAACUAUCCAAGUUAUCUGAUACUAAUUUCAAAGUGGACGAAAAUGUAACCGUUGCUUCAAUUUCAGAUAAUGAUGAUGAAUCUACUUCAAGUUCCUCAGACACUGAUGAUAGUUGGGAAGAAAAACAACAAGAUGAUUUCUUGACUCUAUAUCAAGCAUUGUGUACAAAUGAUCCAUCUCUUAAUGAUCCUAAUAAACAAUGGUUUCGUGAACCUAGUGAAUCGGAUGAUGAAAGUUCAAAGUCCUCAGAUGAAAUUUCCGAGUCAGAAAUUAAUAAAAAUAACAAUAAACAAAUGCAAAUAGAUGCCAAGACAGAAAAGAAACGUGUUUUGAAACUUCGGGAUUAUGAACGCGAAUUUCUUUUGGCUCAAGAUGGAUUAGAGGAUGAAAGUGUUUCAAAGGAGGCGCGGAAGAUUGCUCAGAUGGAAAGUGAUGAUGUUUUGAGAAAAAUGAAAACACAGUCGAUAGAUUUGUCAAAGGAACAAUUUAUACAAGAGGCCAAUGAAGCGCUUAAUCAGGCGGCUGUAAUUUCAGGUGAAAUGAAGGACAAUAGGACCAGUGAGAGUAAUAAUGAUGACUUAAAUUUUUUACGGAAGCGCAAAAGUGAAAUAGAACCACCUACUCCAAACAGAAAAAAGCGUAAAUCCCAUUAUGAUUUAGAUAAAAUAGUUUUUACUGAUUCAACUAACAAAGAAGCUGAAGAGUUUUUACGUGAUUACAUUAUAAAUAAACGUUGGAUUGAACCUAAUUCACAACGAAGUAAUAAAAUUCCAACUUAUUCUGAUGUUCUACACGAAUCCGGCUUAGAUAUAAAUGGGGAUAAACGGAAAAAUCUUUUAAAUGAUGAUGAUAUUCUUGAUGAAGACGAUGAAUUCCUUGUUAAAUUAAAUAACUUAGAACAGGGACGUUUACACUCUUUAGGUGUUAAUACGGGUGUUACAAAACUACAUAAAACUGAGCAUCGUUUUGAAGAAGAAGAUAAAGAAUUUAUAAAAUCCUACCCUCGAAUUAUAGAAAAUAGUAUUGGUCAAACACUCUGUGUUAAAUCGAAACGAGCUGAACGAAGACAAGCUAAGAUUGAACGUAAGAGAAAAGAAAAACAAGCUAAACUUCAAGAAUUAACUCGCCUACGGAAUCUAAAAUUAAGUAUGCUAGCUGGAAAAAUUGAAAGAAUUAAACGUACUUGUGGUCCAGGAUCAUUAUUACUUGAUGCUAAUGAACUGAUUGAAUCACAGACUAAAGAAUAUGAUAGUAAUGAUAAUAAUAAAUUAAAAAAUUCGACCAAGGUAGAUGUCCUAGAUGUUGCUGAAUAUUUAGAUGAAGAUUGGGAUCCUGAAAAGCAUGAAAAGUUGUUGGACUCAAUGUUUGGAAAACAUUAUGAAGAAAUAGAUGAAGAGAUAAAAAAGCCAGAGUUUUCGGAUGAUAGUGAUCUAGAAGUGGAGCCUUCCAUAGAUGAUGGGCACGAUUCACACAUGAAACAACAUGAACCAGAAACAUCUAUUAAUAAUGAUUCUGGAGACAAUGUACCACUAAAACACUCGAGCAAUUUGAAUUCUAACUACAAACUAUCUACUGCAAAUAAUAAUAAGUCAAUGCGUGGAAAACGGAGACUUUAUGAAGCAUUAGAGAGAAGUAAACCAAUUUUCAAUCCUGAUGAUUAUCCAGACUAUGAGAAAUAUUUUGAAGAAUUUUAUCAGUUACAUUGUGAAGAUAUUAUACCCGGUCCUACUUCCAAUGAAGACGUUUACUGUCGUUUCAAAUAUCGUAAUGUUAUGCCAAAUGAUUUUGGCUUAAGUACAGAAGAAAUACUAAAAGCUGAUCCUAAAGAAUUGAAUGCAUGGGUAUCAUUAAAACGUAUCACAGCUUAUUUGUCACAUGAAGAAGAAAUGAGAGACCAAGAACUAUAUAGUUCUAAUUAUCAAAUGAAACGUAAAAUGAGUGUUUUAGGUUCAUUAAAUAAUCCAAACGCUACUUGGUAUCCUAAUGAAAAUCAAGAUAUUGAAAGUAGUAGUGGGUCAUCGAAAAAAAAGCGCAGACGUCAUAAAAAGAAAAAACGAUUCUGUUCAGAGGCUCAAGCAGUCAAACUCAGUGAUAAUGCCAACAAUAAUAGCAACAAUGUUAAUCCGAUAGAACAAAAUGAAAAGGAUACCGAAAAUUCAGAAAAACGGGUGAAAUUAGGAAAAACGAAAAAGAAGUAUGUUAAAGACGCAAACAAAUUAGACACAAAGAAUAUUUUUAAGUCCCGUCUUCAAGCAGCUGGUAUAACCUUGAAAGAAUAUCAUCGUACAAUGCAGCGAGAAAACAAUUGUAAAUCUGAAUGCGUCAAUAAAUAGAAUAUCUCUUGAUUUGAAAAUGGUUAUCUUCAACUUAACCAAUUUUGUAUUCCAUGGCCUUAAAUGGGAAUCUAUGUAUGCGUCGUACUUCGUUGUUGCGAAGUUGAAACAUUCUAUAACUGAUAUACUUCGCAAUAAUACAGUCAAAAAAGUAG